Molecule: messenger RNA, 2149 nt
Organism: Lethenteron reissneri (Far Eastern brook lamprey)
Lineage: Eukaryota; Metazoa; Chordata; Hyperoartia; Petromyzontiformes; Petromyzontidae
Gene: OAT
Product: ornithine aminotransferase
Cellular component (GO): cytoplasm
Molecular function (GO): identical protein binding; pyridoxal phosphate binding; L-ornithine transaminase activity
Source: RefSeq, a predicted model, not a curated record
CGGUCGAGCCCCCAAGACCCCUCCCCGUAUCACGACGCCAGGUCCCCUUUAGCCCCCCUCGGCCAACGACCUCACCACACCCCGAGCUUCACUCCCCCGGAGACCGGGAAUCCCGGACACUCCAGACUCGCUGCCCGAGACUCAACGACCCCGAGAGCAGAACGCCAGGACCAGGACCCCCUCGCCCACGUCCGCGUUGCCGGUGUCCAAAGCCAAGGUCCCCUGUCUCCUUGGGCCGCAGCCAAGAACCGGUCCCUGGAGCCUCGUUCAACGCGACUCUCCCCUUCGGUUGUCGUCGGCUCGUCCGCGUUACUGGUGGAGACUGCAGAGGGGAUCAUCCUCGUGUGUCGUGGUGGUGGUGGUGGAGUUCGGCAACCCACCGCCAACUUGUCAGGAUCCGAGUCGAAUCGAGUAACACCGAGGGGGGGUUUCAUCAUCUCGCCGCCGCCGCCACCCCCACGGGUGUGCGCCAGUCAUGAUGCUGUCCACGCUGCGCCGUGCUGGCACUGUGGGGAUUCGCUCCGUAAGCUCAACGGCGACCGUGGGGGGCUCGGCCCCCCGACAGCGAGCACGGGACGGGGCCCCCCACCACCUCUCCCCCACCCAGGUGAUGUCCCGGGAGGAGCAGUACGGCGCCCACAACUACCACCCCCUCCCCGUGGCGCUCACCAAGGGAAAGGGCGUGUUUGUGUGGGACGUGGAGGGGAACCGCUACUUUGACUUCCUGAGCGCGUACAGCGCCGUCAACCAGGGCCACUGCCACCCGCGCAUCGUGGCGGCGCUCACGGAGCAGGCCCAGCGCCUCACGCUCACCUCUCGUGCCUUCUACAACGACGUGCUCGGGGAGUACGCGCAGCUCAUCACCUCGCUCUUCGGAUACAACAAAGUGCUGCCCAUGAACACUGGCGUGGAGGCCGGUGAGACCGCGUGUAAGCUCGCACGCAAGUGGGCAUACACGGUGAAGGGCGUGCGUCAGUACGAGGCCAAGAUUAUCUUUGCCGAGGGCAACUUCUGGGGUCGCACCCUGGCGGCCAUCUCAAGCUCCAUGGACCCCUCGAGCUACGAAGGGUUCGGCCCCUUCAUGCCGGGGUUCCAACUCGUCCCCUACAACGACAUCGAAGCCCUCGAGGUUGCGCUCCAGGACCCCACGGUGGCAGCGUUCAUGGUGGAGCCGAUCCAGGGGGAGGCGGGAGUCAUCGUCCCCCAGGAGGGAUACCUGCAGCGUGUGCGGCAGCUCUGCACGCAGUACAACGUUCUGUUCAUUGCGGACGAGGUGCAGACUGGGCUGGCGCGCACCGGUCACCGCUUGGCGUGUGACUACGAGGCAGUGCGGCCGGACCUGGUGUUGCUUGGCAAGGCCCUCUCCGGAGGCCUCUACCCGGUAUCAGCCGUGCUGUGCGAUGACGAGGUGAUGCUCACGAUCCGCCCCGGAGAGCACGGAUCCACGUAUGGGGGGAACCCCCUCGCGUGCCGCGUCGCCAUGGCAGCACUUGAGGUACUGGAGGAGGAGGGCCUGGCAGAGAACGCCCGUAUCAUGGGCGAGCUACUCCGCUCAGAGCUGCGCAAGCUGCCAAGCUCGGUGGUGAGCGACGUGCGGGGGAAGGGCCUCCUCAACGCCAUCGUCAUCAACCCAACCGAAGAUUACGACGCGUGGCAGCUGUGCCUGCGUAUGCGCGACCGGGGCCUGCUGGCCAAGCCGACGCACGGAGACAUCAUCCGGUUUGCGCCACCGCUCAUCAUCACUCACGACCAGAUGGAGGAGUGCAUAGAUAUCAUUCGCAGCACCGUGCUCUCGCUGUGAGCGUUGCUCGCUCGCAAUCUCAACGCUCCCUCCCCCCCUCGUCGUGUAGUUUUGGUCGAAAUGGCAUAACGUAGUCGUCUUUACAAACUCGCGGUUUAUUUUGUUCUCAAGCGCGGGCGCUGACGCGCGAGGGCAUUCACUUGGCACUUUGCGGAGGGGGCAGCACUUACACCAAGCCCAAACACAUGAGGCCCCCUCCAGCCUGAAGAAUAAGGUGGGGGCAGGAGCUGCCCUAUGAGGGGGGCCCGGUCCCCCUGGGUGGUGGGGACGAACCGGAGUAUGGAUGGCGUGUAUGCGCCUGUGUAUAUGUGUGUAAGUGCGAGUCAAUAAACACUCCUCUGCUUGCGC